Cucumis sativus (cucumber) is the source of this 2463-nucleotide messenger RNA. RefSeq names its product L-type lectin-domain containing receptor kinase S.6. Gene Ontology annotation, molecular function: ATP binding; protein kinase activity; carbohydrate binding. Gene Ontology annotation, cellular component: plasma membrane. Gene Ontology annotation, biological process: protein phosphorylation. NCBI's taxonomy places the organism in Eukaryota, Viridiplantae, Streptophyta, Magnoliopsida, Cucurbitales, Cucurbitaceae. The record is from RefSeq and is a predicted model, not a curated record.
UUUGUUUCCGUCACAAACCACUGCGUAACAACUUCGCAUUCCAAAACCCAAUUCCUGUUCUUCCUAUUUUACAAUGUCAAUGAACUUAUCUCUUCCGAUCAUCAUCUUGAUCUUCUUCUUGUUUCUCUCCCAUUUCCCCUUUCUUUCCCUUUCUUUUCUCCUUAAUCAGAACAUCACCCUCUCCGGUGAUGCCCAUCUCAGAAACAACGCCAUUUUUCUCACUCAAGAACGCGACUGCCUUUCCCUUUCUCCAAACUCCUCUUCCUCUGCCUCCGGCUUCGGCUCUGCCGUCUACGUCAAUCCCGUUCGCUUUCUUGAUUCCUCCACCAAUUCUUCUGCUUCUUUCUCCUCUCGUUUCUCCCUCUCCAUCCUCCCCACCCCUCUCUGUUCUUUCCCCGAUGGUUUCGCCUUCCUCAUUGCCUCCGAUCCCGAAUCUUUUACCCUCUCCAACAGCCAUAUACCCCUUCCCAACCCCUCUCAUAGCUCCCCUUUCUCCUUCAUCGCUGUCGAAUUCGAUACCAACUUCGACUCUAAUCUUGGCGACAUUAAUGACAACCAUCUCGGUCUCAAUGUCAAUUCGCCCACCUCUUUGACCUCUGUGGAUUUUCGAUCUCAUGGCAUUGUUCUCAAAAAUGGCAGAAAGAUUACUGCUUGGAUUGAGUAUCGAGAUGACUCCAAAACGAUUCGGGUUUGGGUUGGUUAUUCGCAAACGAGACCUGUGAAUCCUCUUUUAGCUGCACCGAUGGAUCUUUCUAAGCAAUUUAAGGAGUUUAUGUAUGUGGGAUUCUCUGCUUCCAAUGGGCAGGGCUCUGCUCUUUUCAUUGUUGAUCGUUGGCAGUUCCGAACUUUCGGGUUGCUUCCUUCUUUGAGUCCUGUUGAUACCAUUAAUGAAGGAGCUGGUUGUUUUAUGUGUUCGUCGGAGGAUUUGAAUUCUGAUAACAGUCGUUUUGUUGAUGCUAGUGAACGGAGGAAGAAGAGUGGCGAAAUGAGUCUUGUAUUUGGAGGUUUGGCUGCAUUUGCUUGUUCUGGUGCUUUAAUACUUGGUUUUGUUAGUUAUACUUUGAUAAAGAAGUUGAGAAGUAGAGUGUGUAGAGGAAGAGAGAUUGAUAGAACUUGUCUUGUUAAGAUGAAUAGAAUUCCUACAAGAUUGUCUCUUGGCGAAAUAAAGUUAGCUACAAUGGGGUUUAAUCAAAACAGAGUUGUUGGGGAAGGUGGUUCUGCUACUGUUUACAAAGGUUCUCUUCCUUCAGGUGUAGAAGUGGCUGUUAAACGUUUCGAGCAAGGUAUGGCGAAUAACCGUCUACCCAAUCCUUUCGCAACGGAGUUUGCAACGAUGGUGGGAUGUUUACGACACAAGAAUUUAGUUCAGCUUCAUGGAUGGUGUUGUGAAGCAAAUGAAUUAGUGCUUGUUUAUGAGUACUUAGCCAAUGGAAGCCUUGCCAAACUUCUUCACGAGACGUCUCCCAAUUCACAAUUUGUAAUUCCAUGGAAGAAAAGGGUUUCCAUAGUUCUUGGAGUUGCUUCUGCAUUGACAUAUCUUCAUGAAGAAUGUGAGAGACAAAUUAUACACAGAGAUGUCAAAACUUGCAACAUUCUGCUUGAUGCAGACUUGAACGCGAAACUCGGUGAUUUCGGUUUAGCAGAAGUGUACGAACACAGUUCGUUGACAAGAAUAGCAACCAUUCCAGCUGGAAAUGGGUAUCUGGCACCCGAAUACCUUUACUACGGCGUUCCCACCGUGAAAACCGAUGUUUACAGCUUUGGUGUGGUGAUCCUGGAAGUUGCAUCGGGUAAGAGGCCCGUAGAUGAAGGCGGGAUGGUGCUUGUGGAUUGGAUUUGGGUUCUAUGGGUGAGGAGCCUGAUAGAAGCAGCUGAUCCAAGGCUGAUGGGAAAUUACGAUGUGGUAGAAAUGGAGAGAAUGUUAAUGGUGGGACUUUUUUGUGUACAUCCAAAUAAUGAGAAGAGGCCAACUGUGAAAGAAGCAGUAAGAAUUCUGAGAGGGGAAGCACCACUUCCGGUACUGCCAUUAAGAAAACCAAUGGUGGGUAUUAGGCCUAUUUUAUCUGAUGAUUUUGAAGACUUAGAGAAUCCUUGUUCGGAUUAUAUCGCUUUCGAGGAACCGGCGUGGAUGACUCCCAAAAGUGAGUUUGGUUAGCUGCUCCGACGUCGGGGAGAUUGCAAUGACUGAGUUCAAAUGUUGGAAAUGAAGAAGCUGCAGUUACGAGGUUUAGGUUUGUGUGGUCAAUGUUUAAUAAUAAUAAAAAAUAGGAAUUUGUUUGUUAUUAGAAUGAUAUGGUUUCAGAGAUGAAUAUGGUUUCAGAGAUGAAUAUGGUUUCAGAGAUGAAUAUGAUGUUAGAUUUGUUGUAGGCACCAAAUUUAGAACUGAAUUUAUUCAUGAAAUAUUAGAAAGAAAACAAUAUCACAACCAUUAGAAGUAGUCAAACUCCCUUCUCUUUCUUUUCU